AUAUGGACAGCUGAACUUUUUAUUACGUUUUAGGUAUCCGCCAUUUUGAUUUCCAAAUCUGACAGAUUUUCUGUUGACUGCCUGCUGAAGUGUAAUUUGGACAGUGUCAACACACCAUACUGUAGUUCAACACAGCCGCUCGGCAGGCAUCCACCGUGCGACGGCAGUGUGUAAAUGAGAUUGCAACCGGGGAAGGGUAGCAUCUUCCAGCUAACAACGCACUUCAUGAAUAGCCAGCUAUGGGCCUCCGGAUGACCUGACAGCCAAAGUCGCCGAGUUGCCGUACAGCUUGUAGAUGACGACCGAUAGAAAUGAUGGAUAAAAGAUUGAAGCCAAUCUCUCCUGGGGUUGUGUGUCUGUUGUUAGUAUGAAUGAAGUGGGUGUGUUUGUGUUUUCAUUGUGUGAAUUUGCCGAUGCUGAUUGAUGUCCAGGGCAUGCAAUGUCAGUAAGACAAAUGGCUGUCUAGCAAAGUCUGACUGAGGAUCCUACUCCUUGUCCAAAUCUAAGUGUAAGUGUCUGUGACGUCAGCCAUGUUUUGGAAGUUUGACUUACACACAUCUUCUCACCUGGAGGCUUUACUGGACAAGGAGGAUGUCACGCUCAUUGAGCUCAUGAAUGAGGAAGAUGUCUUGCAGGAGUGCAAGGCCCAGAACAGGAGACUUCUCCUGUUCCUGUGCCAGAACCAGUGCAUGCAGGACCUGGUCCGUAUGAUUACUACAGAGCCCCCUGCUGGUGUAGAGGAGACAAAGCGCUUCAAGUAUCCAAAUAUAGCAUGUGAGCUGUUGACAUGUGAUGUGGGAGUGAUCAAUGAUAAGCUGGGUAAUGAGGAGCCUCUGCUGGAAACUCUGUAUGCCUUCCUGGAGCAGCCAUCCCCACUUAACCCCCUCCUGGCAUCUUUCUUUAGCAAAACAAUUGGGAACCUCAUCACACGGAAGACUGAGCAGGUGAUUAGUUUUCUGCGACAGAAGGAUGGCUUCCUUUCCUUGGUCCUGAAGCAUAUUGAUACAUCAGCCAUGAUGGAUGUGCUCCUAAGACUUAUCAGCUGUGUGGAGCCACCCCCUCUUCGGCUUGAGACACUUAUUUGGCUGAAUGAAGAGAAGCUGGCCCAGAGACUCGUAGAGCUCAUUCACCCUGAGAGAGAUGAAGAGAGGCAGUCCAAUGCAUCUCAGACAUUGUGUGACAUCAUUCGUCUAAGCCGAGACCAGGCCAAUCAGCUCCAAGAGAUUUCACAGCCUGACCCUUUGCUGACUGUGCUGGAGUCGCAAGAGUGUGUGGAGCAGUUGCUGCAGAAUAUGUUCUCAGCAGAUAGCACUGAGAGCUGUAUCAUCAAUGGAAUUCAGGUUCUUCUCACAUUACUGGAAAUCAGGAGGCCUGUGGUGGAUGGUGUUAUGGAUGCUCAGGGAUUUGAGAAAAGUUACACUGUUAACAGCAGCAUUUUGUUGGCCAUCCAACCACACCUGAUACACUUCCACCAGCUACUUCUGAAGCCACCCAAGCGAAAUCCCAUGCUGACUACUCUCGGUGUGCUGGAGGAACCAUUAGGGAACACGCGUCUGCACGUAGCCAGACUGGUGGCCUCUCUGCUGUAUACCAGCUCUGCUAGCCACGCGGUCGUAGCACAGGAACUCUGCCGACUCAAUACAAUGGACCUGCUACUGGACUUGUUCUUCAAGUAUACAUGGAACAACUUUCUGCACCUCCAAGUGGAGCUCUGUGUUGCUGCCAUCCUCCGGCCCUGUGCACAUGAAAUGAGACUUCAGCCUGGCUUGGGAUCGCAGGAAAAUGUCAAGCCUCAUCAUGAUGCUUCACAAGAGCAGGCUUUGACUGAUACCCCUUCUGAACCUUCAGCCACCCCUGAAAACUCUGCACACAAUCUAAUGGUGACUCAUUUGUUCCAGCACUGCCACCUUGUCCAGAGGAUUCUGGAGGCUUGGGAAGAGAAUGAUAAAAUACAGUCAGAAGGUGGUAUGAGAAGAGGGUACAUGGGACAUCUGACUAGGAUUGCCAACACAGUAGUCCACAACCUGGAGAAGGGCCCGGUUCACACACAGAUUAGUAGCCUCAUCACAGGGCUGCCAGAGGACUACAGAGGGCGCUGGGAAACCUUUGUAGACCAGACCCUGUCAGAGACUAAUAGGAAGAACACCAUAGACCUGAUUGGCACUGGAAAUCCACGCCCUUCCUCAGAGGAUGAUAUGGAGAGCCCCUUCCCUAAAGAACUGACACUACAGCAGGCCUUUUCAGACUACCAGAUCCAGCAGAUGACGGCUAACUUUGUGGAUCAGUUUGGCUUUAACGAUGAGGAGUUUACUGAUCAUGAUGACAGCAUUGGGGCAACGUUUGACCGAAUUGCAGAGAUCAAUAUCAAUAUUGAUGCAGGCCAGGACACUGCUAAUACAGCUGUGUUUGAGGCCUGUUCCAAGGAGAGGAUUCAUCCCUUUGAUGAUGAUGAAGAGGACAUUUGGGAGGAGAAAGAGAUCAACUUUGCCACACAAACCAAGUCCCGUAACAGGUUUGGUGGGUCACGAUCAUCCCAGAGCCCCGCACCCAGUAAAGAUUGUGAUAGGACAGCAGCUUCUGGCACUGAGGCAUCUGACAGAGCAGCAGACUCAGACUCCGAGGAAGGAGAGGAUCCUAAAGAUGACCUGGAUCCUUUCUCAAACCAGGGCCAGACCGAGGCAACAAAGAGCACUGGCUGGAUAGCAGACUUCGGGGAGGUGAACUCAAAGGCUCCUGCACCAGGAGUGGGCUUUUCUGCCUGGGACACUCCAGCCUCCCAACCAGCUGCCACAGAGGCAGAGGAGAAAGGGUGGGCCAAGUUCACUGACUUCCAGCCUUUCUGUUGCUCUGAAACAGGCCCCAGAUGCAGCUCACCUGUGGACUCGGAGCUCAGCGGAUCUGGCAAUACCAAAUCAAACCAGAACCCAUGUGUGUGGAGUGUGUGUGUGGCGAGAAAAGCUCCACUGGUGGCAUCAGACAGCUCUUCCUCCAGCAGCUCAGAGAGCGAUGAGGAAGAAGGAAAGAAAAAGUCUGCAACAGGCGAGACGGUCACCAAAGAGACCAUCACCACGGGGGCUGGCAAGGAGACAAUUCGGCUCACAGUGGACGCAAAAAAUGAAAGAGCAGUCUUCAGCAGAGUGUUCAGACCAGCAGUCAGACGCGAAGCAGAUAAGGUACCGAUAGAGGGACUCUCCAUCAAGGACAAGAAGAAAGGAAAUGAGAAAGAAAGCGAAAAGGAAAAGAAACAUGAAGACUGUCCCAACCCAACUACCACCAGUCCAACUAAGCAGUCGGCUGUUGUCACACAAGAGACGCAGCCCUCUGUUAAUGGACCAGCUUAACGAUGCAGCACAGGCACACACACACACACACACACUCUCUACAUACCUGUCCAUUCAACACACAGCAAUGCCACCUUUGCUUCCUGUUAGCAGCCCUCCAAUGCCCUUUUUUUGUGUCCAAAGAAUGGAAGAUGCUCAGUGUUGAGGUCAAACAGCCCUUAAGAGUAUGAAUGCUGGAUAACAUAACUACACAUAGGUACAUUGAUCUCUCCUGCACCUUCAUGACAUAAUUACAAGUGAACCGCUUCAAAGAGGAAUGUGUGUUUUAAAGAACAUGUCAUCGUACCAGACCCCAAAGCCAAAUUCUGUAUGAUUUUCCCAUUGGACUUAGGAGAGUGACUUUCUAUUAGAGCUUUUGACUGUUUACACUUUAGUAAAUAAGACUGUAUUCAAAUAAUCAGCCAAGAUUACAAAAGCCAAGAUGCUUGCAAAGCUAGCCACCAUUUUCUCUUCAGCAUUUCAAUGUACAUGCUAGACAGACAUUUCAUUAGUGCAAAUGUGUGAGUGAUUAAAAAUGUGGCUUUUUUUUCUUUUCUUCAUACAUGCUACUGGAAUAAUUUCUCAGUCCAAGUAAGAUUUCUUUGCUUUGAUCAUGUAGAACAUAAAUGCUCUGUUUUUGUUAAUUUGGAGCAUCAGAUUUUAGAGCAUUAUGAGUCACUUCCUCCUCAAACCUCUGAUUCCGGUAGUUUAGAGGUGUGUGUGCUGUUGUAUCCAUGUGUGUAGACGUGUGUGUGUGUGUGUGUGUGUGUGUGUGUGUUUAAGCUCUGUCUGAGGUACAGCGUGCAUCUUCAGGUCAAAGGAGAGGUAUGCAGAUACAAAGAAAGCACACCUGUCACACACACACACACACACACACACACACACACUUACACGCACACAGUGCUAUACACACAUGCAAAAAAAAAACACUGAUGUGCACAUACUAAUUCAUAUCACCCUCAGAGCUGUUUAAUGUAAUAUUUGUGAAAUUUAAACCUGUAUUAGGUUGUGGCUAUUCUUGGUAAUAUGUAAACGUAAUAUAAAUGUAAACAGUAUAUAUAAACAUUAUAUCUAUUUUUGGAAUAAAUCCAAUGUAUGGAAA
Messenger RNA from Perca flavescens (yellow perch), 4422 nucleotides. It is a transcript of the gene ppp6r2b, whose product is annotated as protein phosphatase 6, regulatory subunit 2b. Gene Ontology annotation, molecular function: protein phosphatase regulator activity; protein phosphatase binding. The coding region runs from base 531 to 3341 and encodes 936 amino acids. Gene Ontology annotation, cellular component: nucleus; cytosol. The record is from RefSeq and is a predicted model, not a curated record. The transcript is spliced from 26 exons. NCBI's taxonomy places the organism in Eukaryota, Metazoa, Chordata, Actinopteri, Perciformes, Percidae.